Molecule: messenger RNA, 534 nt
Organism: Amoebophrya sp. A25
Lineage: Eukaryota; Dinophyceae; Syndiniales; Amoebophryaceae
Source: the annotation of a GenBank genome assembly
CCUCAUUCAUCUAAAUCCUCCAGUUACAAGAUCCUGUCCAAGAUCGGAUGAUCACCAGAAUGCCAGCAUGGUCAUGUUGUUAAGCAGAGUCCUCCCACAGGGCUCUGUAUUUAGAAGUCUCGACCUUCUCAGGAGGAUUUUCUCAAUUCUUCUGCUCGUUUCGGACCUCUUUGGCGCCAUGUCACCUUUUCACACUGCAAAGGCGUUGCAGAUGCAUCCCAUUCAUAACGACGACCAAGCAGGAGACCGGGACCGGCAAGAAGGAGAUGCAAGUGCUGGACCAUGUAUCGGAGCUAGUAGUAUGACAUCGUCUAGUAGUACUUCUACUAGGCCCAUUUUACUCAACACAGAAGGUCAAGGUGCUGCGGGAGCGCCUGCUUCUAUGUUGGCUGAUAGGAGCGCGAAUGUUUUAAGUGGUUCGGCUAGCCAACAGGAAUCGGCUAGCCAACAGUUCCAGACCCCAGAUGAGAUGUCACAGCACGCGACCACCCCUUCAGCUUUUUCGCCAACGCCGGGUCCUAUCUCUUCCGCAGC